UUUCUCUCUGACUUCAUAAGGUACUGUCACACUUCAAACAAAGAUAAGCUUUAUCUCUCCUUAUCGUUGACUUUAUAGCACAAGGUCUUGAGUCCAGCAUAUGAUUCACAAGACUGGUGAAUUACACAGAGGAUACCAGAAUACAACAAAAUUUCACUUAAUUGGAGAGAAAUUGUUGUUUCUUCUAUGAUUGUCAGUUAAGUUAAUGCAGCAUCACAUAAGUGCAAGUUGUAAAUGAUUGUCAAUUAAGUUAAUGCAGCAUCACAUAAGUGCAAGUUGUAAAUGAUUGUCAGUUAAGUUAAUGCAGCAUCACAUAAGUGCAAGUUGUAAGAGUUAAAUUAUUUACAAUUAAUUUAUUGACCAAAUAAUACAAGAGAGGGAGAGGGAGAGCCUUCAUUGCUUGUGAUAAAUACAGAAGUACAAACUAAUAGCAAUCAACACAUUCAUGAUGUCUAUGGAAAUGAGUGACAGCUCUGACCUCUUAGCAAGCAGCAGAGGUGGAUUCAAGAACUACUGGAGGUCAAGAACUGUGAUGGAGCAGGCACUGUUGGUGCUGGCAGUGGUGGAGGGUGUGAUGCUGUUUGGCUUUGUCAUUGGUGUAGCUUCCCUUACAAGUGAAAUUGUGUCCAAGGAUGCAGAGAUCCAUCACCUUGCUGCUGAGUUAGAGAAGUGUCUGACAGGAAACAUAACAACAUUUUCCACCAUGACUUCAACAUCACCCACGGAUACAGACUCAUCUAUCUCCAGCACACUUACGACUCCUGAUACGAGUACCGUUGUCACAACCCCAACACCAACCACAACUGAUCCAACAACAGUCACUACACCUGCUCCCUCAACAACUUCAACUGCUUCAACAAAUGUAACUUCCAGUUCUGUUUCAGUUUCUACGAUUUUUAGUACCAGUGGUUCUUCGACAAUGUCUAGUAAACUAUUAGAAAAUUCAGAUAUUGGAGAUCUUACAAAUACUACAGAUUCUCUUAAUUCAACUUAAUCUACAUUUUAUGGUUGCAUCAUAGGUCAAGUCAUUAAAUCUACAUUUUCCUUCAACUUCAGAUAUAUAUUUUACGCUAAAUGAAUGCUAGUCUUUAAUUUAUUUAAUCAAAUGCUCCAUCUUCCAGUACUACAAAUUCUGUUUGAUCAUUUAACUUGGAUUUUUAAUAUUAUGUUCUAAUGAAUAUUUUUCAGUUGUUAAUGAAAGAAAAAUUGCAAGUAUACCUUAUUUUAGAUGUUUUAAGGCUAUCAUAUUACUGCCAACUUAAGCCCACAAAUUCAGGCUUUAGUUUGUCACCAGAAAGACAUGUUUUAUGUUUGAGCAAUGAAUGAACCACAUAAAACAGGUGAAGGUUAUUUCAAUACAAAACACAGCUAUAAAAAAGAAACAAUUCAGAUCGACUAUAUAUCAAACUUGUGUUGCAGUAACAAAACCAAUUUAGAUUUUGAAGAGAAGGGUGUAUAAUUUUGUUUCCUGUAGCCAAUAACAUUUUAGCUCAAGUAGACUAAGGCUACAGACUAGUGCCAUCAACAGAUGUGUAUUUUACCUCACUCUUUUUUAGAAAAGGGCAAACAUGCAGCUGGUCAGGAUUAGAAUCAGAAUCUAAUGCCAUACUGAGCCCUCAGUUGACUGACUCUGUUCCAAGAUCUUGUAUAUGUAUGCUUUUGUACUGCAGCAUUAGAGAAUGGCAUCCAGAAAACAGUUCAAGCACUUAUGACUAUUGCGUUGGUUCUUAUCUAAUAAUUUUAGCUCAUUUCAGUUUACAGACAAAGUUUCUUAAGAAUUGUGAAUAAACUGUAAUCAUAGAGGAAAAAUAUGAAGUGUGAGGCAAUAAGUGCAAUUAUGUCUUCUUAGUUAUAAGAACCACAUAUACCAGAUAAAUUUAAUUCAUAUUAGGAAUAACUAGACAUAAGAAACUUUUGUGUAAAAUGUUAAGUAAUCUAUCACUAUGAAAUAUAAUCUCUUUAGGAAUAUGAACCAUAGGUCUAAGUUUAUCACAAUAAGCUGUGUGUUAUUGCUAAUAAGAAAUUCAAAAUCUCCAGCAGAUUAAUCAAACUGUGUAUAUAAAUAUGUAUAUACAUAUUUACAAACAUAUGUAUAUACAUAUUUCUGUAUUUGAUCGCUACUAAGGGAAAUAUCAGCACAGUGGACUUAGCACAGUAACAGUUUUGAAGACAGAAUAAGGGUUUAGUGGGUUAAAGAGAAAUGUGAGUCACAGUGGUCCACUUUAAACUGUGUUUUAUCAGAGGGAGUCCAAUAUUUUAUGUUCAGUUUCUUAGCCUUAUUUCUAGUGGCUUGUUCAGUCUUGGACAAUAGCAGAGUAACUUGAUGUACUCUCUUUCAUUUGAUCAUCAUCAUUAUCAUGAUUUCCUUUAACGUCCUUAUUUUCUUUUCCUUUUUUUUUCUUCAAAUACAUAGUAACCAUUAAACACUAAAGAUCAUAUAGUGCUGUGGUAAAGUUGUUGCACUGUAGCAGUGAUGGGCCUCUGUUAAGAGAGUGCCACUCCUCUGCCCAGAGCACCUGUUGCAUGUGGGGAUGGAACUUGCAAUUUUUUAGCCAUGACUUGAACACCUUACUGUGGAGGCACCGAGUCCCCCACUUGAUUAGAAACUCAUGUGUUGAAGUGAAAGUUUUUUUCCUGAAUGCUCUUCUCUGAUAGGGAGUAGAUUUAAUUUCAGAGUGACUUUCCAUAAGGGAGGACUGCUGACAAAACUAUCAAGAUCUUCCAGCCUUAGGUUGAUUAAACCAUGUGAUGCAGUUCCAAUGAGUGAAUGCAUCUCAUGGUGGCUGAUUGUUUCACUAUAUCCCUGUCUGUUCUGCUUUCCACUGUGUUAAGCAUUUUCAUCAAUUUCAAGGCUUCUGAUCUGCUGAGAAUCUAUCAAUUGUCAAGUUUUGUUGGUGUUAGCCAGCAGAUCAGAGGAUAUGAGAUAGAGAGAAAACACAAAUAUACAGUGGAGUUGAGUGCAGAAUGAUACUCAGCUUCUUAACACAAGUGCUCAUGUGCUGAGCUGCAGGAUUUUUUUUCAUGACAUCUUGUGGUUGUAACUGCUACUACAUUAUUUGUAAGAGUAAGAGAAAAUGAGUUUUAUAGGUAUUAAGAUGAUAAUAUAAAAAAAUUAUGUGAAUGUGUGUAUACUCUAUCUUGUGUAUCUUGGCAGAGGGUAGGCCUUGGUAGGGGAGAGGGACAGCAUAUUCUGCCCUUCAGCUCCUGAGACUGGUUGGUGGAAAGCAGGCAGUGCAGUGUUAGCAUGGGUUAAUUUUCAUAACCAGGAAGGUGUGGGUGAAGUGGUAAGCUGCUGCUAAUCCUCACCAUCCCCCCCCCUCCCCUCUCUCUCUCUCUCUCUCUCUCUCUCUCUCUCUCUCUCUCUCUCUCUCUCUCUCUCUCUCUCUCUCUCUCUCUCUCUCUCUCUCUCUCUCUCUCUCUCUCUCUCUCUCUCUCUCUCUCUCUCUCUCUCUCUCUCUCUCUCUCUCUCCAAAAUGUGUGACUGGUCCAUCAGCCAUGCAGUUUCCCGCCACAGCAGAAGCUUACUUUAAUAUUUAUCACACACACAGACACACACACACACACACACACACACACAUGUGGGCAGGAGGAGGGAGAUGAAGGAGACAAAACCUGAACCCACAGAAAUGAAGAAUGUCUCAUAUCAGAGGAAAUCAGGAGUGGUAUCAGUCCUUCUCUUCCAUGUCUCCAAAUGCAGUACAUAUUAUGUAGUACAGUAGUUUUUGUAGUCAGUAUAUUUAAUCUUUUCAUAUCUAAUCAUUACUAAUUUACAUUUUGCCUACAUAUUCCUGAGCAGCUCAUGUAUGCAUAACUGUACUGUCUCUCCAACUAUCAGAUUAAAAUGUUUUUUUGGUGGUGAUAGGUAAGUUGUAUGGUGUAUCUAUCUUAUGCUUUGGUUUCUCAGCUGUACUGUAUUUCUGAGUAAUUAAUUUUUUUUGGAAUGAUAGAUAACAAAAGUUCUUUGACACAUAAUUAUUCAAAUAUACACAAUUUACAACAUAUCACUUUAAGUUCCACACCUGUAAUAUAUAACAAGAAUUACUGUGACCCAUACAAACAGUGGAGUGAUGGGAAGUGUGCCUGGCUGAUGACAUCAUGUGUGCUCAGCUGGUCACAUGAACAUCACCAAAGCAAUGCUCACUGACACCUUAGCACUCACAACCUUCAUAACAAUUAGGAUAGGAGUUACAAUUUUUUUGGUUGGGUUCAGAACAAUGUUGUUAGUUAUAUAGAAUGAUAUAUAUAAUUUGCAAAAGUUGCCAAAGAAGUACAGUACAUAUAUAUGCCAACAAUAAAAAAUUUCAUGAACUGAAUGACAAGACACAAUUAGGGAGUGCUGGUGACUACAUUCAUGAUAGCAAAGGAGAGCAAGUUACAUUUUAAGUGCAACUGGUUGUUUCUUACAUCAUACUGUAACAUUUAUAUUUAUACACAUCAAAUAUUUCUCUAAACUGUAAUGUCAGAA
Scylla paramamosain (green mud crab) is the source of this 4465-nucleotide messenger RNA. RefSeq lists its product as uncharacterized. The record is from RefSeq and is a predicted model, not a curated record. The transcript is spliced from 3 exons. Lineage: Eukaryota; Metazoa; Arthropoda; Malacostraca; Decapoda; Portunidae. Bases 446 to 994 code for a protein of 182 amino acids.